UUUGGGCCAACGUUAAGGAACCGGCGUUGGCAUUGUUACCCCCGUUGUUAUUCCCGCCGUUGUUGUUAUUAUUCCCGCCGUUGUUAUUGUUGUUUCCGUUAUUGUUGUUGUUGUUGUUGUUGUUGCCGCCACGGUUGCCGCCCUGACCCUGACCGAAGCCGCCACGGUUGCCACCACCGGGGAAAGCACCUGGGAAACCGCCGAACUGUCGCCCAUUAACGCCCUUGGCUGCUCUUCGGUUCAUGAUCUGGUCAUAUGGGCGAUGGAUGGCGGUGGCGUCCGCCACGGCGGCGGCGCCUAAAAGGCCGAGUAGGAAGGUCUUGGUGAGCAUGGUGAAUGCAACGCGAGAUUAACCCUGAGAGAUCGAGCGAGGUGACGACUUUCUUUUCAAUCCGUCUUUCGGGACGGGGCAAGAAGAGGGCAAGAUCCAAAAAUGGUUCCAGACCCUUUGUUAUAUAUACUCCACAGGCAGGGUCGCAGGCUUUUCUCGGACGUGUUGCGCUUGAGUGUGGAUGGAAGCCGUGGCACCCGCAACGAACACUACAUCAUGUUCCCAUGCAGGUUCCAUCGACAGGAGCGGUACCCACAGUCUCAAAACGCGGACGGGGAUGUAGGGAAGAGAUGAUGUCGAAAGUAAUGACAGGACCUGGCAGGGUGUGGUGGCAGGGGUAUCGAGAUGGCCAUGGCGAGGCUCGAGGCCUUGGCCUUGGUGCGCCGGCGGGGGGGGGGGCAGGGGGGGUUUGUGCUCCUGGACCACCGCCAUCUCUAUCGCUCACUCCCACCCUCCUCAUCGUAGUACCAAUGAGAGCGCGAACAUGGGGGCCGAUGAAGCUUAAACGAUCCUUGCUGGCUUCAGAUGUAUGCGCGGGUGUGCACGUAUGUGUACAUAGAAUACAAAGACGGGGCGAGUCCUACAACCACCGGCGUAAAAUGUACGUGUAGUAAUGGUGGCAGAGGGGGGGCAGCACACAUCCCGUAACCCGCCAUGGAGAUCCUUUAUUUCGUCCGCCUCCUUCGCGUGCCUGCUCGGUCGGGUUGAGGCUAAGUAGCCGAUGGGGGGAUCGCAGGUAAGGGUGUGGUCUUGGCGAUUCGAGUUGGUGAGCGACCCAGCACGACCGCAUUGGUAUGGUGUUAUCCGCAUGUAUAUUUUUGUCCGUCGAGGAGCGAGUGUGCAUACGUGGGAUUGUCAUAACGCCGUUCGUGCUC
Messenger RNA from Durotheca rogersii, 1206 nucleotides. RefSeq lists its product as uncharacterized. The record is from RefSeq and is a predicted model, not a curated record. NCBI's taxonomy places the organism in Eukaryota, Fungi, Ascomycota, Sordariomycetes, Xylariales, Xylariaceae. Bases 337 to 942 code for a protein of 201 amino acids. The transcript is spliced from 2 exons.